UUUCCGGCGUGAGACUGACCUCGCGUCCUCAAGCUGGUACAAGUCUGGACUUCGGUUUCCUGAUAUUUUAUAAAAUUUAACGGACGUAAUCAUGGUUUUUGAAAGGAAGAUGCUCACCCACGGCGAUCCCGACGAUGAGGAAGAAGAUGCACCUGCAGAGGAAGAAGAAGAAGAAGAGGAGGAGGAAGAGGAAGAAGACAUGGUGGACCCUCUGGAAACAAUACGAGCCAAGUGUGAGAAGUCUGAACACUGCAUGCACACAAAGGAGCGUCUGGAGAUCUGUGAAGCCAGGGUGGGCUCCAGGUCCAGCACUGAGGAGGAGUGCACAGAAGAGCUCUUCGACUUCUUACAUGCGCGGGACCACUGCGUUGCACACAAGCUGUUCCACAACGUGAAAUGACUUUCCUGACCAAGUUCUUGACCAGUGCAGCUGUAGAAUAUAUUUAAUUGCAAAUAUUGUACAAUCUUAAUCAGCAGCGGUGAAGUCUGCUCUCUUGAAUUGGGCUUCAUGCAUUCCACUCUUUAUGCAAAACAGGAUUUUUGAAAAUGUCAGAAGCAGAAUCAAUAUUAAUGAUCAGUGCUACUUUGCAUUUGGAUGCGUCUGUAUCAGGAGUUUGUGCAAAGCUUGUCAGAUUAUGUGUAGAAGCAAGUGAGCUGUUCCAUUUGUUUACCUCAGGUUUGUUUGGUCAUUCCUUCUUUCAACUAGAAAAUAAAACUAUUUUACUCUU
Messenger RNA from Cololabis saira (Pacific saury), 728 nucleotides. RefSeq names its product cytochrome b-c1 complex subunit 6, mitochondrial-like. The transcript has 4 exons. NCBI's taxonomy places the organism in Eukaryota, Metazoa, Chordata, Actinopteri, Beloniformes, Belonidae. The record is from RefSeq and is a predicted model, not a curated record. Gene Ontology annotation, biological process: mitochondrial electron transport, ubiquinol to cytochrome c. The coding region runs from base 92 to 400 and encodes 102 amino acids.